AUGAUGCACAUUUUGACACUACUCUCGUGUGUACUUGCCGGCCGCCUGGCCGCUUGUCAUCCCGGCGAGGAGCACGCAGCCGAGUUACGGGCUCGCGGUGAAUUCCUGCAGGGCCACGUUGGCAACUUGGAUCACUGUGCCCAAGAACUAGAGUCUUCUGGUGUUGACAGGCGAGAUAUACAGCGCAGGUUGUUUAUGACCAAUAGGCUGCGGCGAAAGCGUCGAUUGGAAGAUGAACAGGACUCCGAAUCAUGGCACGCUUUGCAUGCGUCUCGAGAGUCGCUCUUCCGGUCCACUGCGUCAUGCGUCCUAGCUCCCGAAGAAAUGGUUGGACCCUAUUAUGUCGCUGGUGAGAGUGUCCGGUCGGAUAUCACCGAAAGCCAACCGGGCAUUCCGGUGGAGGUUGACGUCCAAUUCAUCGAUGCAACCACCUGUAGGCCGGUAGUGGGAAAAUAUGUCGACCUUUGGCAGGCCAAUGCUACCGGAGUAUAUGGCGGUGUCGUCAACCCAGAGAACGGCAAUGGGCUGGCCGACCAAAAGAACCUGAAGAAUACCUUCCUCCGUGGAGUUCAGAAGACUGACGACGACGGAGUCGUCAAGUUCUCUACCGUAUUCCCUGGGCAUUACAAGGGCCGCACUAUCCACAUUCACGUCAUGCUGCACCCGAAUGCGAAGCCGUACCCCGACGGCACCAUCAUCGAUCACACGGCUGCCUACGUAGGUCAGAUGUACUUUGAUCAGAAACUCAUCAACUCGAUCGAGCGCCUCGCGCCAUAUUCGCAGAAUCGCAACCCUCUCACGCUGAACAGUCAGGAUCUCCUUUUACAGCAGGACCUUUCGCUCGGCGGGCACCCGAUUGUACAGUACAAAAUGAUAGGCAAUCGCCUCGAAGAUGGUAUUGUCGCAUGGCUACGUUACGGCAUCAACCCUGCAAAACGCAGUCGUGUAUCCCCAGUCGCAACACGAGAGGGCUUCCUAUCAAGGGAGACCCUUGAAGUCCAGAAGAGUGAGAUGUAG
Messenger RNA from Metarhizium album ARSEF 1941, 1017 nucleotides. RefSeq names its product Intradiol ring-cleavage dioxygenase, core. Gene Ontology annotation, molecular function: ferric iron binding; oxidoreductase activity, acting on single donors with incorporation of molecular oxygen, incorporation of two atoms of oxygen. NCBI's taxonomy places the organism in Eukaryota, Fungi, Ascomycota, Sordariomycetes, Hypocreales, Clavicipitaceae. The coding region runs from base 1 to 1017 and encodes 338 amino acids. The transcript is spliced from 3 exons. The record is from RefSeq and is a predicted model, not a curated record.